UAUAAAUUUUAAAUCGAAAUAAAAAAAAUAAAAAGAAGGGCUCGUCCGGGAUUUGAACCCGGGACCUCUCGCACCCUAAGCGAGAAUCAUACCCCUAGACCAACGAGCCGUAUGUUCGUAACGAUGUAAAUACAGGAUAUUUUGAUGGUACGGUAAUUACGUAUACCGACUAACACACUAAACACACGCAUAUACGCACAAGGCGUUAUCUAUAUUAUUAACUGUGCGAUAAUUCUCGGUGCGUGGCAUAUGUUCAACAUGGCGGGCCACAGUCAGCAAGACUUUAAUAGGAGUGCGUUGACGCUCGAUAGCGGACGGGUAAAUGCAUGGUAUACGGGGCAAAGAGCAGAAAAGAUUCCUAAUGGUUUGAUGAAAGUCAUUAAUCACAAUUGUCUCGGCUUGGAUUUAUCCUAUAACGAAUUGUCAACUCUUUCUGGUAUAAAGGAUUUUGAACAGCUUCAGGAAUUGAUCUUGGACAAUAACAAGCUCGACAAUCUCAAAUCGUUAUCUCAUAUGCCGACUUUGACCACUCUGAGUCUUAAUAAUAAUAAGAUAUUCAAUAUCGAUAAAGCCCUUGAUAGAAUACGAGAAUGUUGUCCCAACGUGGAGUACGUGAGUCUUCUGGGCAAUCCCGGUUGCCCUGAUCAAUUAACCAAUCCGACGUCUACCGAUGAAGAUGAUUACGAGCGUUACAGGCUAUACGCUAUCCACAUUUUACCUCCGAGUCUUCGCUUUCUGGACUCCCGAAGAGUCACUCAGCAGGAGAGAUCAAAUGCUAACACUCGCGGCAGAUAUUCGAAGACGAUCAAGCUCGUCCCGGAGUUGAUUCGCAAGUUCGUACCCAGUUCAACGCAAACCAAUAAUGAAUUCGAUGACAUAUACUUCAACAUCCAUUACACGCCCUUGCCGAAUUUGCCGCGCAAUCCACAGGAUCACAAAGGUGUAUAUGGUAAAUGUAAGUAUCGAUAUUCUGGCAAGAAUUCAGAAGGCAACAGGUUCAUCUCGAACAACGAUCUUUAAUCGAGAAUUGCAUAUAUAUUUCUAAGUGUGGCCUUUAAAAUAUUUUCUAGUCAGAUAUGAUUGAUAUUAAUGAAACAUUAUCAACACAAAAUUCUUUUCAUAGAUCUCGACAUUAAUAAAUUCCAUUGCCCGCGUCUAUUGCACGAUUAAUAUUGUAUUAUCAAUACUAAUAAUAUUAAAGACAUACAUAGAGGUUUACAUAUACUGUAGAAACAUA
Messenger RNA from Trachymyrmex cornetzi, 1237 nucleotides. Its product is annotated as leucine-rich repeat-containing protein C10orf11. Gene Ontology annotation, biological process: melanocyte differentiation. The record is from RefSeq and is a predicted model, not a curated record. Bases 250 to 1020 code for a protein of 256 amino acids. The transcript has 4 exons. NCBI's taxonomy places the organism in Eukaryota, Metazoa, Arthropoda, Insecta, Hymenoptera, Formicidae. Gene Ontology annotation, molecular function: protein binding.